CGCGAGUACAGUUGCAGUUCACAGUUCACAACAUUACAGUAAAAAUAGGAUAUUCGCUGCCUGCCGCUUAUGUGCUAAACGGCAAAAACCGGCAACUUGGCGACUGGAGAACGCGUCACUCGGUUCCCACCAUACCGACACCCGGGCCGGGACCCCGAAAAAUGGGUCUGAGCUGAGCGGUGCACCCUUCCUUUCUUUCCUGUGUUGUCGUCGGAUUUACAAGCGACGGCUGGCUGGCUGGGUGCUAACGCUAGCACGCUAGCUCUCCGAGAAGAGCAGACACGGCAACAACGGCUGUCCGCCUGCCACCGUCCCCGGGCUGGUUCUCUCCGCCGCCGCCUCGGCCGCAGCAGCAGCAGCUAUGUUCGUGCAGGAGGAGAAGAUAUUCGCCGGCAAAGUGUUGAAAAUACACAUCUGCACGAUGGACGGCACGGAGUGGCUAGAGGAGGUCACGGAAGACACCACUGUUGAAAAACUGAAGGAGAGGUGCUUGAAACAUCAUGUUCAUGGAACUCUAGAAGACCCCAAAACACUUACCCAUCAUAAACUUAUACACGCUGCUACAGAAAGAGUCCUCACCGACACCAAAACUAUCGCUGAUGAAAACCUUAAAGACAAAGAUGUUUUGCUGCUCAUAAAGAAAAGACCGCCUCCAACCCCUCCCAAGAUGGCAGAUGUUAGUUCAGAUGAAAAGAAGAAACAAGAUACCAAAGCUCCAGAUAAAGAUGCUAUCCUGAAGGCUACUGGCAGCCUGUCCACACGGCACACUGAGCGCACUGUUACACAGCACAACAUCAGAGAUUUUCAAACAGAGCUUAGAAAAAUCCUGGUUUCUCUUAUUGAAGUUGCACAGAAGCUUCUUGCCUUGAACCCCGAUGCUGUUGAACUCUUCAAAAAGGCCAACGCGAUGUUAGAUGAAGAUGAGGAGGAUCGUGUGGAUGAAACGGCCCUCCAGCAGCUCACUGAGAUGGGUUUCCCUGAGAGCAGAGCCAUCAAAGCGCUUAGACUCUGCCACAUGUCAGUGACCCAGGCCAUGGAGUGGCUGAUCGAACACAUAGAUGACCCCACUGUGGAUGCACCACUACCGGGACAGGACUCCUCCGGGGCAUCAGGGGCUGCGGCAGCGACGACAACGGGCCCCUCGGCUUCAGCCUCCGCUUCAGCCAACAUUCUUUCCAACCUCUCAAGGCAAUCGAGCUCCGACGAGAGCAGCCGGCAGGACGAACUCACAGAGAUCUUCAAGAGAAUACGCAGGAAAAGGGAGUUCAGGCCAGACUCCAGAGCUGUGAUUGCAUUGAUGGAGAUGGGCUUUGAUGAAAAGGAGGUGAUUGAUGCUCUCAGAGUGAAUAAUAACCAACAAGAUGCAGCGUGUGAGUGGCUGCUGGGAGACAGGAAACCAUCUCCAGAAGAUCUAGAUAAAGGCAUCGACACCAACAGCCCUCUGUUUCAAGCGAUUCUGGAAAACCCCGUGGUCCAGUUGGGUCUAACGAAUCCCAAGACUCUGCUCGCGUUUGAAGACAUGCUGGAGAAUCCUCUGAACAGCACCCAGUGGAUGAACGACCCCGAGACAGGCCCGGUCAUGCUCCAAAUAUCCAGAAUCUUCCAGACCCUCAAUCGCACAUAGAGCCUCCUGAUUACCCUCGUGUGAUUGUGGCAGCUUGUGUGUAUGUAUGAUCAUACCAGGAAAUGUGUGUAUGGAUGUGACACAAAUAGAGUUUACUGGGUUUUUUUUUUUUGUUUCUUUUUUCUGCCUUGUAAAGAAAAAGCCAGAGGAGUUAAAAGUUUGAAUUAAAUUGUUACACUAUUUAUAACAAUACAGUAAAACGCCUAUACAAAACAAAUGUUAUUAUUAUUAUUAUUAUUAUUAUUAUUAUUAUUAUUAUUAUUAUUAUUAUUAUUAUUAUUAUUAUUAUUAUUACAGUGGUAAUAUAAAUUGAGAUUUAAUAUGUUGUUUUUACAUAUUAAUAAGAACAAUUUACAGAUAUGACAGACAUGAUUUAUUUUAUAUCAUUUCUCCAUGUAAAGAAAUGACAUCAGGCAUCAAUUUAAUGUUUACACUUUAAAGAACAGUUUUUGUAUGAUUUGCAAUAUUUAAAUAUAACAGUCUUCUCUGUUUCUUUAAAAUGUUACAUUUCAUUAUUAAUGAAUGUGUGGAGGAGUUCUGGUCCUGAUGAUGUUUGGGUUUCUACUUCUAAUGUCAUCAGAAGAGCAGGUUGUUGUUGGAGUUGAGCGUUCACGAAGCUCUUUGAAAACGAGCUUUCAGACGCGGUUCUGCUCAGACGCUUACACACUCAUCACUGGCAUGAAUGUCAGAAUAAUCUUGUGUUUUUCAUCAUUUUUCCUCAAUAGUUUUAACAUAAAAAUGCAGUUAUCAAAAAACUAUUUGAGUUAUUUGUGGAUUUUCUUUCGUCUAAAGAAGAUCCAAAUCAAAAUACAUUUUUGUGUAUUCACCACAUGUUUCCUGCAGCUAUAAAAAAAGCUUCUGGUGUAAGUCUGUGGAUUUUUAACCACUUUUCUUGUCAUAACUGGUAGAUUUUUUUGUGUUAAUUUGAUUAAAUUGGUUUGAUUUGAAGGCUCAGCUCAGCUUUUUAAGUUUAAUUCACACAUUUUCCUGAAGGGUUGUAGGACGUCCAAUAUGUAAUUUUGCGUUACCUGUUCCAAAACCAGUUUUAAAGUGUGUUUCAACUAUCUAGCUGUUAAUUUAGAGUAAUUUAGUUGGACAGUGAGACAGUCCCACAGCAUAAUGCGUCCACCACCAUUUUUGACAGUUGUUAAUGUGCUUUGGUUUGAAUUCCUUUAAGCAUCUUUUUUGUGGCCAAACGGCUCAGUCUUUGUAUUUUUUUACUUCACAGUGUUGAACCACGAGACAAUAUGCAGGCAGCUACAAAUGUGUUGAGUUUGGAGAAGGAAUUUCUUUCUUAUUCCACACCAAAACUUCAUGUACUGAAGUACGUAAACUGGUUUUUCAGUUGUUUCUGGUGUCAGUUUUGCUCCCGAAGAUCCUAAUGGAUUCCUUUAUUUUAAUGGCAACAUUUUGGGUCACAUGGAUGAAACUUGGGUUUCCUAACAGCAUAAUUGUCCCAAACAUUUUAAAAAAGGUCUUAAGAAUACAGUUAGCUGGCUAAAAUGAAGAUUAUUUUCUAAAACCAGCCCUCAACUAUGAAUACAAUAUUUAUAGUUUCCUGGCUUUGCUUAAAAGCCAGAAAACAAACAAAUUUUUAAUGAUUCAGAAGCUUGUUAAUGACAACAAAAUAUUUACUGUUAGUUGAGAUUUAUUUAUAUGUUUCAAACUGUUAAGAUUACAGAAAAUAAACAAUAAAUUAAAACAGUUUGUUUUAUCUUCAUCACACUGUGGAAAAGGAAUGACAAUCUUUAAAAGUCCAAUAUUACGAAUGACUGAAUCAGGCCAGUGAUGAGUGCAUGUAAACCUCUGACCGGUACUGUGUUAUACAUUACCUCUCCGUUCACACCCGUAAAUCACUGUAAGUCGUACACCUCUCACUUAUUAAGAGGAAAACUUCUGUCGUCUGCGAACAUAAAACUGUUUUUGCCUUUUCAGAGAGACCUCGUGCUCUAAGUUGUGUCGGUCCUGAUUUUCCAACAGUAUGCUACAGUCGGCCUGUGUGUUUGUUGUCAAUGUGGACUUGAAUGUCACUAUAUCUGCGCUUCUUUAGCACUUGUUCACCUCUUCGAACACUGCUCACUGCGGCACAGAUGAAGUCAAAUCAUGGAUUGUCUGGAGUCGGACAGUAAAUGAAGCUGAGCCUGAUCAAAACGUGGGGCUGGGGUUUGCCUUUUAAACCUUUAAUUUGAAUCUUUGAAUGACAAUGCGUUUGAAUCACGCUGCUGGGGCACAAGCGUCUUUAUAAACACAGUUUUGGUCUCCAGUUUUCUUCAGAGAGCAAGGAACACUUCAUGCUGUCAACCAAACCAAAAUGUUCCUGUAUUUCAUGCCUUGUCCCUAGUUCUACCCAAUGAAGAGGGGAGAAAAUCUGUAUUUCUGUGCAAUAGUAAAGACUUAAAGAUAUGUAUCUGAUAUGAGUAUUAGUGAUGUUUAAACUGAAAGGGUUAGAGUGUUUUACAAUAUUAGCCUUUGCAUUGAGUACUCAAAAUCUCCAGCUAAAAGUUGGAGCUCUUUGCCUCUUGUAGUUCUACUAAAAAAAACAAUAUGGAGGGCGGUGUUGGUUGUUUUAUUUUUAUUUUUUUGCCAAGCUUUUGAGUGUUUUUAUUCUAUAUUGAAAAUGUAGUACUGAUGUGACUUUCUGCUCAGGGAGGCUUAGAUUGUUGUCAUGGCAAACCCCUGCUCAACCGACGUUAGUUUGGCUUUAGCGAAUCUCUUCAGACUGCAACAUCAAGACAUGCAAUAUUGAACAAAAAAUGAAAAAAAAAAAAAGAAGAUAUUUAAAUGUUUUUGGAGAGAAGUGUCUGUUUGAACUGUUUUAUUACAUUAUUUAUAUCAAAGCCAAACUCGUAACUUGGUCUUAUUUCUAACAGUUUUAGCAAACCUCGAAGCUGCACUUCAGAUGUAAAAAGAGAAAUGCUUCAAAGGUUGUUUUUACGUCGUUUUAGAGAUGUUCUUAUUAUGAAAAUUGUGGGUCAAGGUGUGAUUUAAAGUGGUUUUUGAACAGGGUGGGUUGAUGUGUAGAGCUGCUGAGAACUGUACAUUGAAAGAUUCUGCUCUUAAAGAAAACAUUAAACCAAAAAUAAGAGAGAGAACAUUUCCAAACAUUCAUCUGGAAUUUAAAUAAACAAAGCAAAACGUCUUUGAGGUUACCAGCUAUUUCUGCUCUGCUAUGUCAUGCAAGACUGUCCCACAUCAACAACCUAUGCAAUCUAUUGAGUCUGUUCAUUCAAGCAGCCAGAAGGCUACUGACAUCUAAAUCACUCUCACAUUAAAGUUAAUUCGUUCUGUGGCUUUGCUCGUUGGAUUCUGUUUGGAGUCGGUUUACGUGGCGGCUUUGUUUUGGGGAACAAUAAAGAUCAGUGUUGCAAACAUAAUAAAGUACAAAUUUAAA
Messenger RNA from Poecilia reticulata (guppy), 5015 nucleotides. RefSeq names its product UBA domain containing 1 (gene ubac1). Gene Ontology annotation, molecular function: protein binding. The record is from RefSeq and is a predicted model, not a curated record. Gene Ontology annotation, cellular component: ubiquitin ligase complex. NCBI's taxonomy places the organism in Eukaryota, Metazoa, Chordata, Actinopteri, Cyprinodontiformes, Poeciliidae.